ACUUUGUUUAAAUUAUUUUUAACGGUUAUUUCAAAUAAUCCUCCAUGUUUCAAAUUGUGAUCUGUGUGUGCCCAUAGAAAAACUGUGUGCCAUUUUGUAGUUUGAUUCGUGUUAAUCGUGUUUGAUAUUUUAUCCUUCCUGAAUGGUUUGAUUGUGGUGUAUUUAAACUAGACUAAAAAUGAGUGAAACUGACGAUGAAAUUGAAAAGUCGGUCGAGAGUGGGAGUGAGGAGGAAUUUAUAGAUAGUAGACGUAGUUUCGAAAGCAUUCCAGAUUCUGAUGGUGAAUAUCGGUUAAAUUUAACCAAAUCAAUGUCAGAGUAUCAACAAAAUUUGUCUUUUGCUUCAUCAACUCCUAAGGUAGAUAACAAGUCUAAAGGUGAUAUUGAUACUUCAACGAUUGCAGGGUACAAGAAGAAACAACAUAAUAAAAUAUCCUUUGACGACGACAGUCGUGAUUCUGACGAUAACAUUGCUUCAUCAACUUCUAAGGUAGAAAAUAAGUCUGAAGAUGAUAUUGAUACUUCAACGAUUGCAGGGUAUAAGAAAAUACAGCAUAAUAAAAUACCCUUUGAUGACAGUAGUGAUUCUGAGGAUAACAUUGCUUCAUCAACUCCUAAGGUAGAAAAAAAGUCUGAAGGUGAUAUUGAUACUUCAACGAUUAAAGGGAAUAAGAAAAUACAGCAUAAUAAAAUACCCUCUGAUGACAGUAGUGAUUCUGACGAUAACAUUGCUUCAUCAAGUUAUAAAGCAGAGAAAAACUCUGAAUAUGAUAUUGAUACUUCAAGGAUUGCAGAGUAUAAGAAAAUACAGCAUAAUAACAUAGACGACAGUGAUUCUGACUGUAACAUUGCUUCAUCAAGUUCUAAAGAAAAGAAAAAGGCUGAAGAUGACAGUGAUUUUGAAAACAACAUCGAUUCUCCAGUGAUAUUUAAUUUUAAAAAAAUAAACCCUAAUAAAAUAUCUGUUACUAGUGAUGAUAGUUCUGAUGAAGCUACUCCAAUUGUACAUACCUUGAAAGUUUCUGGAAAGAGGUUAUUAAAUAGAUCUGUAGAUACACCAAAAACUUUUAAACAAACUAAAGAGAAUAAUACACCUAGAAAAAUAGAACAGAUUAUUUUGUCCAGUACCGAUGAUUCCGACAAAGAAAAUGAAGAUAUUAUAGAUGUAAGUAGUGAAGAUGAGUAUAGUAAAAGUUCACCUACAAAAAUAGUUAAACAACCUACACUUCUUCAAUUAAUCAAAAAGGAAGUUCCUGAAAAAGAAACAUUUAUACAGGUAUCACCAAAAGAAUAUCAGGAACAAAGUGAUAAAGUAAGACAAAUCCAAACAGAUUUUCAAAGGGCUUCAGCAUUAAUCCAGAAAAUCAACCUAGAACAUCUUCCAGAUAGGGGUGAGUCUUUGAAAAAAAGAGCAAACUCAUUAGAACAAGCUCAUUUAGAAGAGGUUUUAAAACUUUCAACCAUGAAAAUAACUCAACAAAAUAACCCUCCUAGUACAUCAAUAAAGCCUCAAAAUAAAAUUUUAUCCUGGAAUGAAAUUAAAGAGGGUACUGGUAAAGUUUUACCAAGGACUUUUGGAAAACAAGCUGUAGCUACUAUCACUACAGAAAGGCAAUUGACAGUGGAUAGACUUCAUCAAUUGCAUGGUUCCCUUCAAACUUGUCCAAAGGAAGACGAUUUGGCCGAACCACCAAAAGGCUUGAAGGUAGAGCUAAUGACACACCAGAAACAUGCAUUGUCUUGGCUUAUGUGGAGAGAAAAACAGAAGCCUUCUGGAGGAAUCUUAGCUGAUGACAUGGGCCUCGGUAAAACAUUAACCAUGAUCUCAUUAAUGUUAAAGUGCAAUGAGGCAGAAACUCUUAGCGAAAGUGAAGAUGAUGAUGAAAACAGUCCCAGAAAAAAUUCAAAGGUUGAUGGUGGUACAUUGGUAGUAUGCCCUGCCAGCCUUUUAAAUCAGUGGUCCGGAGAAUUAGAACGUAGAACCAAGCGAGGCCUAGCUUCUUGUGAAAUCUACCAUGGGCCCAAAAGAGAAACAAAACCCAAACGAUUAGCUAAUUAUGACAUGGUGGUUACUACUUACAGCAUUGUGAAUAAUGAAUGUGAGAGAAACGGUGCUUUAUUUAAAGUGAAAUGGAGACGAAUAAUCAUUGAUGAAGCUCAUCAGAUUAGAAACCAUAAGUCUCAAACAUCUGAUGCUGUAUGUAGAUUGACAGGUAAAUCAAGAUGGGCUUUGACAGGAACGCCAGUUCACAACAAAGAGCUUGAUAUGUACGCAUUAAUAAAAUUUUUAAAAUGUACUCCCUUUGAUGAUUUAAAAGUUUGGAAAAGAUGGGUUGGAGAUAAGAGCACUGGAGGCGUUCAUCGAUUACAUACAGUAAUUUCUUCGCUAAUGUUAAGGCGAACGAAAGUAGAGUUAAUUCAAAAUGGCAAGUUAAAUGCUAUGCCUGAAAGAAAAUGGGAAUUGAUUCCAGUAGAUUUAACAGAAAAAGAAAGAGGCGUGUAUAGUAAAAUCUUGAUUUUCUCUAGAACCCUGUUUGCCCAAUUCCUCCAUCAAAGGGCGGAAAAAAAUCAAGAUGCCUUUGAUUCACAUUACAGUGACGCUCCCACGAAUUCAACUGGCCCGAAUCAAGAAUAUUUUUUGAUGAGGCAAAAAUUGUUAAAACUGAAUAAACUAAAAGAUAUAAAACAUCAUGAGAUUUUGGUACUUUUACUUCGGUUAAGGCAAAUAUGUAAUCACCCAUCACUGAUUACAAAUAUGUUAUCAGAAGAUGGUAAUGCUGACCUACUAGGAAACGAAGAUGAUGAAGCUGAUAAGGCAGCUCCCCUCAACCUCUUGGAUCAAUUGAACAAGUUAACACUAGCAGAUGAUAAUGCUCCAGAAAACUCAAAUGUAGCUGAAGGAACUGCUGAAGAAGCUAUGAGUUUAAAGGACGUGGCAAAAACUGUGUUGAGUCCUUCGGAUCCAGUAUUUUCAAAGACCAGCAUAAGCAGUAAAAUUAAAGUUUUAAUAAAAUUACUUAAAGAAAAAAUCGUCCAGAGCAAUGAUAAAGCAAUUAUAGUGUCACAAUGGCCUUCAUUUCUACACUUAAUAGCUAAUCAGUUAAAAGAGGAAGGAUUUAUAUUUGAUCAACUCGAUGGCCAAGUCCCGGUGUGUAAAAGAAUGGAAAUGGUGGAUAGGUUAAAUAAUCCAAAAGACAAUUUGAAAAUUCUCCUGCUUUCCCUAACCGCUGGUGGUGUGGGAUUGAAUUUGGUGGGGGCCAAUCAUUUAAUACUGCUGGAUUUACAUUGGAAUCCACAAUUGGAGAAUCAGGCCCAAGAUAGAAUAUACAGAGUUGGUCAGGAGAAACCAGUAUUUGUUUAUAAAUUUAUGGCGACGGAUACCAUAGAAAAAAGAAUUUUAGACCUCCAGGAAAAAAAACUGGAAAUGGCUAAUAGUAUGUUGACUGGAAGUAGCCAGGUCAAUAAAAAUAAGUUAACUAUACAAGAUAUAAAAAUGUUAUUUGAAAUGUAAAUAAUUUUAUCUGUGAAAUCGUCGGUUGAGAAGUAAUUUUCUAUUAGUUUUAGUAUUACAAAUUUGAAAUUUUUAUUCUCCAUUAAUGAAGACAAUUCUAGUCAAUUUUUGUUCUCCAUACGACUUCGUAGGAUAUUAGAUAGUAUUGUACAAGCUAGAAUUAAAUAAGACUUAGGAUAUAACUUAUUUUUAACCAACUUCGAAAAAGGAGGAGAUUAUCAAUUCGUCGCAAUAUAUUUUUUUUAUGUAUGUUCAGCGAUAAUUCUUUAACACGGUCUCCGAUUUCAAUGAUUCUUUUUUUGUUAGAAAGGGGGUACUUCAGGGGUGGUCCCACAUAAAUUUGGUCAAAAUCUAAUAAUUGGGUCCAUGAGAAAAUCCUCAAGUUCUUAAUUUUUUAUGUAUGUUUAGCGACAAUGCUUUACCACCUUGUCCGAUUAAUAUGAUUCUUUUUUGUAAGUAAGGGGGUGGUUCCAUAUAAAUUUGGUUAAGAUGUGAUGGCAACUGCACGUUUUUGAAGUCGGUUUUUAAUUUUUUUUUAAUGGGUAUAAGAUAGUUUAAAUCGAGAAAUCUCAACCAAUGUAAUGUCUAAUUUUUAUAUUUGUAAAAUUUUAUUUAAUAACCAAUAGUAUAUUAAAGAAAUUGUUUUUAAA
This is a messenger RNA of Psylliodes chrysocephalus, 4161 nucleotides long. The record is from the annotation of a GenBank genome assembly. NCBI's taxonomy places the organism in Eukaryota, Metazoa, Arthropoda, Insecta, Coleoptera, Chrysomelidae.